Acaromyces ingoldii is the source of this 1018-nucleotide messenger RNA. RefSeq lists its product as hypothetical. Gene Ontology annotation, molecular function: 3,4-dihydroxy-2-butanone-4-phosphate synthase activity. NCBI's taxonomy places the organism in Eukaryota, Fungi, Basidiomycota, Exobasidiomycetes, Exobasidiales, Cryptobasidiaceae. Gene Ontology annotation, biological process: riboflavin biosynthetic process; aerobic respiration. Gene Ontology annotation, cellular component: mitochondrial intermembrane space; cytosol. The coding region runs from base 45 to 878 and encodes 277 amino acids. The transcript is spliced from 3 exons. The record is from RefSeq and is a predicted model, not a curated record.
GCGAUGUGCGGUCGCUUGAUCUGACUUGCUCUUGUUCCACAACCAUGUCCCCACCCGAAGCAGCAGGUGAAGGUGCGGCGGCCUCGAGAUCGGCAACUGUCGAAGGGGAUGGGCAAAGGCCAAAGUUUGAUUCGAUCGAGUCGGCUGUCGAGGACAUCCGGCAGGGCAAAUUCGUCAUCGUGCUCGACGAUGAGGACCGCGAGAACGAGGGGGAUCUGAUCAUUGCUGCCGAUGCAAUCACCACCGAACAAAUGGCGUGGCUCAUUCGUCACACGAGCGGCUUCAUCUGCAUCUCGCUUCAUCCGAGCCUCAUUGAGGCCCUCGAGAUUCCCAUGAUGGUGCCCAUCAAUACGGAAAAGAACAAGACGGCCUACACUGUCACGCUCGACUACCGGCACGGCACCACUACGGGUAUCUCUGCGCAUGAUCGCGCUCUCAGCUCGAGGAUGCUUGCCAAAGCCUGGAGGCAGCGGCAUGGGCAGCUCAACGACGGCGAGGAUGAGGUGAAGCCAGGAGAUUUCUGCAGGCCAGGCCACCUUUGUCCGCUCAGAUACACGGAAGGAGGUGUUAGAAGGCGCAGUGGCCAUACGGAGGCCAGUGUUGACCUUGCCGUUGCCGCUUCGCUCCCGCCCGUCGCGCUCCUGUGCGAGCUCGUGGACCCGUCCGACGAGACGGGCUCCAUCGCAUCUCGAGAUGCCUGCUUUGCCUUCGCGAGACAACACAAGAUCAAGGUUACAACAAUUGAGAUGCUCAGGGCGUGGCGAGAGUCACGCGAGCCGGCGCUGGUCAAUGGUGACAACAGCCAGACGUCGCUGGAUCGCGAGCGAGGCGUCCAGCUCAACGGGCAAGCCGUCGUCGGUCCUUCUCUGUCCUCAUGAAUCGUUUUCGGGGCUGCUUCGCAAUCAUCUGCAUUCCUCCUGCAACGCCCUUUUCCCCCUUGUUCUCGUUUGUCACUACUACUACUUUUGAGUGUAAUUUCAUGCCGACAGCUCUCUGGUGCACGUGCUCAAUCGCCAGG